Molecule: messenger RNA, 682 nt
Organism: Phalaenopsis equestris
Lineage: Eukaryota; Viridiplantae; Streptophyta; Magnoliopsida; Asparagales; Orchidaceae
Product: auxin-responsive protein SAUR32-like
Exons: 2
Coding region: 238-537 (99 amino acids)
Biological process (GO): response to auxin
Source: RefSeq, a predicted model, not a curated record
AACAAUUUCCUAUAUAAACCCACCAUUAAUCCCACCCUAAUCUCGCAGCCUUCUAUGACCUCACCAUCGAUCCAUUCCCACAGCCAUGUCUAACAUCCCCAUCUCCCUCUGCAACUCUUCUUUCUCUCUCUUCCUCCUCAUCAUCUCCAUCUCCCUCUCCGACGACCCCUGGCCUUUCUCUCUCCUCUAGGGCUUCCUUCCUUUCUAUUCCUUUUUUUUUUCCUUCGGAAGGAGAUCAUGGGAGGCGGCGGUGGAGGGAAGAAGGGGGCGGCGCCGCCGAAGGGAUGUAUAGCUUUCAGAGUAGGUGGGAAGGGGGAGGAGAUGCAGCGGUUUGUUGUGCCCGUGGAGUACGUUAACCACCCUCUCUUCGCGGGGCUGCUCAAGGAGGCGGAGGAGGAGUAUGGCUUCGAGCAAAAGGGUUCGAUAAGGAUUCCGUGCCACGUGGAGGAUUUCAGGCAUGUGCAGGGUGUAAUAGACCGCGAGAACGCCGGACAUGGCCAGCUUCAUCUUCACUUCUCUAGAUGCUUUAAGGCUUGACUGUGUGCUUCAUGGCUUAUUUGGUUUCCCUCCUCCUCCUGUAAAAGCUUUUUUAUUUUUAUUUUAAGGAAAGGAUCGAUGAUAUGACGAAAUAUCUUGUAUUUUAUUAUGAACCGGAUAUGUUUGUUUACAUUAUUAUUUUUUC